UCACAUGAUAACGUAAACAUGGCGGAUGACGUGCGAAUUACAUUCAUACUCAACGAGAUUUGGCUGUAAAGUACGUACUCUUUUAGCGCUCGUUAAAUUUUACGAUAUGCAUUCAUUUGGACGAUAAACAAUUAAUAAAACCACAACGUCAAGAAACUCACAUAGUAUUGAUUUUAUUAUGUGACGUCUCCAUAUAACAGUAUCCGAAGUAGCCUAUUAAUAUUUCAAGAUCGAUCCGCCCAACCGACGUCAGAUGUGGACUUGGACCACCGAAAGAAGUAAACUGUCGAACUUUAUAUUCAGAGAUAAGAACAACGUUCUAAAGACACGUGUUACAGACUUCUGUGAAUCACACCGUUCUAUAUACAUUAUUUGACAUAUCAAACCAUUUGUCAAGAUGAGCGAACCAGAAAAUACAUCCAGGUGUCAAGCGUGCUUGAGAUGUUUUUUACCUGUGCACUUUACAAGAGAAAUUGUAAACUUAUGCUCUCUAGCUCUGCCUGUGUUUUUGUCCUAUCUUUUCGACUAUUUAAUCAUUUUCGUAAGCACUGUGUUCUGUGGGCACCUGGGAAAGGUAGAGCUUGAUGGUGUGACUCUUGCCACAGCUGCCAUCAAUGUUAUGGGUAUUUGUAUAGGUUACGGCUUGUCCGCAGCAUGUGACACACUUAUUUCUCAGGCUUUUGGAGCUGGUAAUUUGCAUCUAGUUGGUGUUAUAACUCAGAAGGCAGUUUUAAUUCUGCUGCUCGCAUGCUUGCCAUGCUGCGCCCUUCUUAUCAAUACAGAGUCAGUAUUACUGCUUGUAGGGCAAAGCCCCGAGGUUGCCAGAGUAUCUCAGCUGUAUGUGGACAUUUUUUUGCCUGGUCUUCCGGCUGCUUUUAUGUUCAUUAUUGAAGCAAAAUAUCUACAGAACCAGGGAAAAACUUGGCCUCUGGUCAUUACCGGAGUAGUGGCAAAUGUCCUAAAUGCUUUAAUCAACUAUAUCUUCCUCUUUGUCCUGGAUAUGGGUGUUACUGGAUCAGCAGCUGCUAAUACAAUCUCACAGUACAGUCUGGCCAUCAUAUUGCUUAUCUACAUCCGAUGCACAGGUCUUCAUAAGGAUACUUGGCCUGGUUGGUCGAUGGACUGUUUGCAGGAGUGGGACUCGUUUAUCCAUCUGGCUCUUCCAAGUAUGCUCAUGAUGUGUGCAGAGUGGUGGACUUAUGAGAUUGGAGGAUUACUCGCAGGUCUGAUAGGUGAAGUGGAGCUCGGAGCUCAGUCAGUUAUGUACAGCCUAGCAAAUAUUGCAUACAUGAUCCCUAUAGGCUUCAGUGUCGCCGGCAAUGUGAGAGUGGGGAAUGCUAUGGGAGCAGGAGACGUUGCUCAAGCCAAGCUCUCUGCCAAACUCUCAAUAAUUUGUGCAGUCUCUGUUGCAGUGGUUUUGGCAAUUAUUGUUGGUUCUUCAAAGAAUGUAAUUGCUUACAUCUUCACAAAUGACAAAGACAUCAGAAUGAGGGUUGCCACGGUAAUGGUUUUAUUCGCUCCUUUCCAUCUUCUUGAUUCAACAGCGGCAGCAGGUGGCAGUAUAGUGAAAGGUUUGGGCAAGCAGAAGAUUGGGGCUGUCUGCAACUUGGUGGGAUUUGUUUUGGUUGGCUUUCCUAUUGGAAUAUCCCUGAUGUUUGCUGCAAAAUGGGGAGUUUUUGGUCUGUGGACUGGCCUGUUAAUUUCCGUCUUCCUUCAGUCAGUGUUUCUCAUUGCCCUUCUUUUCAAACUGAACUGGCAGAAAGCCUCUGUGGAGGCACAGAUCAGGGCUGGAGUGUUGACAAGAGGGACAGAUGAUGGUGCACAAGAGGACGGUGGAAAUACUGAAGGCCGUGAUCUGGAUAUGGCUACAGAUAUGGAUGGGCUACUGGAUGAGCAGGCCGAUGUACUACUUGCUACAGUGAGGGUGCAGCUGCCACUGAGCGCGCUAGUGCUGCGCCGAGGUCUGGUUGUGGCAGCUAUGCUAGCACUCCUCGCUGCUGGACUCGCCGUUAGGUUCUUUCUUAAAAGAUGACGUCUUAACAGCUGAAGGACUGGUACUGGGUAAAGAGUAUUUUAAAGCAGACAGACAUGUCAUAGGACUUUACCCAAAACCAACCAAUGUAAUAUGUUUAUUAUAUUCACUCUGUACUGUAUUUAAAAGGCAGGUGAUGCCUGUGAGGCACAAAACAGGGCACCUUUCUGGGAUUUCAGACGGUGUCUUGGCAUUAAAGGAAUAGUUCAACCAAAAAUGAAAAUUCUGUCAUUUAUUACGCACCCUCAUGUCGUUCCAAACCAGUUAGACAGUUCAUCUUCAGAACACAAAUUAAGAUAUUUUUGAUGAAAUCUGAGAGCUUUCUGACCCUGCAUAGACAGCAACACAACUGCCACUGUCAGAGGCCGGAAAGGUAGGCAGGACAUCAAUAAAAUAGUCCAUGUGACAUCAGUGGUUCAACUGUAAUUUUAUGACACUAUGAAAAUAAAGUGAAUAAAGUUAUUUUUGUUUUUUCUUGAGCACAAAAAGUAUUCUUAAAAAGUUGAACCACUGGACUAUUUUAAUGAUGUCCUGACCAACUUAUUGGGCCUUGAACAUGUCAGUUGUGUUGCUGUCUAUGCAGGGUCAGAAAGCUUUUGGAUUUCAUCAAAAAUAUCUUAAUUUCCCUUCUUGAAGAUGAACGAAAGUCUCUGGGUUUGACAUGGGAAUGACAUGAGGGUGAGUAAUUAAUUAAUUGGGUGACUAGCCCUUUAAAUAUCCAGGUUUUGCUUUACAUUACGUGGAGUGAGACAUUAUGUAUGUACUCAUUUUGUAUUAAUGUUUACAUUUAUUUAUAUGAAUAUAUUUAUAUAUAUAUUACUCAAACAAAAACAACCAGUACAAUGCUGUACUAUCCCAAGUUCUUCCAAAAAUCCAGCUGUUUCAGCUUGUAAAGCCAUACUUUCAUUCCCACAUGCUCUCACAUCUUUAUCAUCUCAUGAAUUUAUAUUAAAAAGAGCAAAUGUGUUACUGCAAACGCAAAUGGCAAACAUAUUAAAUGAAUGUUAUUUCAUGGACUGAAGCUGAAAUUGACUUUUU
Labeo rohita (rohu) is the source of this 3070-nucleotide messenger RNA. It is a transcript of the gene slc47a3, whose product is annotated as solute carrier family 47 member 3. The transcript has 18 exons. Gene Ontology annotation, cellular component: membrane. Lineage: Eukaryota; Metazoa; Chordata; Actinopteri; Cypriniformes; Cyprinidae. The record is from RefSeq and is a predicted model, not a curated record. The coding region runs from base 398 to 2032 and encodes 544 amino acids. Gene Ontology annotation, molecular function: antiporter activity; xenobiotic transmembrane transporter activity. Gene Ontology annotation, biological process: xenobiotic detoxification by transmembrane export across the plasma membrane.